Phasianus colchicus (ring-necked pheasant) is the source of this 6530-nucleotide messenger RNA. Its product is annotated as von Willebrand factor A domain-containing protein 5A-like. NCBI's taxonomy places the organism in Eukaryota, Metazoa, Chordata, Aves, Galliformes, Phasianidae. The record is from RefSeq and is a predicted model, not a curated record.
UCUCCUGUCCCCACUCCUGCCCGCCUUCCCUUGUCCGUCCACUCAUCUCUCCGCCCUUUCUCCACUGUCUUCACUGCAGACGUCCCUGCGUUUACGUAGCGCUGCAUCUUCCUAUCUGCCUGACCAUCUCUUGCUCUGUCUCUUAUUCCCUCCCCCUUCCGCCUGAAAUCUCAUCCAUCUGCCUCUUACUCUCUAUCCUUCUUUUUCUUCCAUCUCUCCCUCCCUACAUCUGAUUGUCCGUCUCGUCCCAGCUGAUGACCUAGGCCAUUAUUCUGGUGAGUGUCUACUUGUUUGUCCUUCAGUUUAUUACUUUCUCCCUGUUCUCUGUUAAUUGUACCCAGUCACUGGGAAGAGAUUGACCCUAUUCAAUUAAUCCCUCUGACCAUUCUUCAUCCCUAUUUCCCAGAGGAUGUGCACCCUAUUUGCUCUGCCUGUCCACUGUCAGCAUGAUGGCAGGGUGGGAAUUUUUCUGAUGCUGCUCAUCCUGCCACCUCAGAGCAGAAACUGUGGAAAGUGAGGCAAAUGUUUCCAUAUCAGAGAGACAUAUGGUUGGGUUUGGGGUAGAGCUGGGGAGACCAUUCACCUCCCGAUACUUUGCCAGAGGGCAGCAAAACAUUAUUUAAGAACAUCCUCCCACUGGUGCCUUUCUGGGAUUUAUUUGCUCUGCCACCAUGGAAUACCUGACCUUGGCUUAAAUUCUCUCUGCACUAUGUUCCUCCACACUGCCUGGCCUUUCAGUCUGCUCCUGCAAGUUACUCCAAGAAAAUACUUCACAGGUGCAAUCCCUUGUGCAGUUAUAUUCACACUAUACUGUUUAUGAUGGGUACCCACUCAUCUCUUCUAAAAUGGAUCCAUCCAUUCAUCCACCCACCCAUUCUUCCAUCCACUUGUUGGUCCAUCCAUCCAUCUAUCCACACACUAAACAAAAAUUCUUGCCUCUGUAUACUUCUGCAUCUGCCUGUCCCCAAAUGGAUCCCAUGCAGAUAUGUAUUGCCAUCCAUCCAUCCAUCCAUCCAUCCAUCCAUCCAUCCAUCCAUCCACUCUUGCUUUCACACCUUCUUUCCUUUUAUCUCCUUUUGCUAUUCUUCAUUUUUCUUCAGAAUUCUCCCAUGAUGGGAAUGGGGUGCAGACCUGUUUAAUGCAGUGAUGCUCCUGGUUAGUCUUUAUGAACAGAGAUUUCUGAAUCCCUGGAUUUGCUCUGGUUAUGCAUGGUGGCUGAAGGCCUCCGGGCAUGUAUGUAAGCAUGGUGAAAUGACAAAGAAUUUUGACCACACAGAGGUUGCCUGGUGGUGUUGUGGAUCUCUCCUCUUACAUGAGACCCCUUCCUGUCUGCAGGUCUCCAGAGAUGUGGCAUCAGAGCUUUGGACUUUUAGGAAAAAGUGACAUCAAUGAACCAGGAUCCUUUUUGUUGGGAAAGGAGUUCUACGUACCCCUGUGCUCACUGCCCCUCUCUAGUGCUGUGGUGGAUGUUGCUAUCCAGGACUAUGUAGCUGAUGUGGUCUCGGAACUGAUCUACCAUAACGAGAGUCUGAGAUCCUCAGAAGUCACCUUUGUCUUCCCCCUGGAUCCCCAUAUGGCCAUCUAUUCCUUCCAGGCCUGCAGUGAGGAUGCCAAGUUCAAGGCUGUGCUGCAGGAUGAGACCCAGCAGCUGCACAAGGCUACAGUGGAGAAGGAGAAUUUUCAUUACCUUCAGUAUGGGGUUGAGAAAUCAGGCGAGGUGUUUGCAUGCUUCCUGGGUUCCCUGUCCCCUGGCAAGGAAAUGGUUGUGACCUUACACUAUGUCCAAGAGCUAUCACGGAAGCCAGAUGGAGCAGCCCAAUUUGUGCUGCCAUCCACAAUGCAUCCUUACAAGAUUCAUUACACCUGUAACUGUCACACUGACAAGCUACACUACAGCCUCCUGCUCACUGUCAGCCUCCAGUCACCCCGUGGUGUGGCUGAUGUCCAGGCCAACUGUGCCCUCACUCCUUUGAUCUACACUGCCCAGGACCACAGUGCUGCACAGGUCUCACUGGCUGGCACUCCCCCAAAUCACCAUUUGGAGCUGCUGGUGUAUUACAGAGAACCUACUGCAGUUAGCGCUGUGGUGGAGAAAGGAAACCCUGCUGCCACUGCAGGCUCUCUGUUUGGUGAUUCCCUGGUGUUGGUGACACUGGCACCCAACAUCCCUGAUGCAAAACCUGGCCAAGACCAGUCUGGAGAGUUCAUCUUUGUUUUGGACAGCACUUCCCUUGAGCACACACAGGACCCUUUGUUCUUCCUUCUCAAAAGCCUACCCCUGGGCUGCUACUUCAACAUCUACUGCUAUGGAGCAACAUCUGUGGGCAUCUAUCCGCAGAGUGUUGAAUAUACCCAGGACAACCUGAAUGAGGCAAUGCAACUCAUACCCACAAUUGGCUCCAGGCUGGGUGACACGGACCUGCUCGGAACUCUCCGCACAAUCUACAACACUCCCCGCCCCUGUGGACAUGCACGCCAGCUCUUCAUCUUCAUGUCUGGGCUACCACCUGACAAGGAAGCCAUUGCUGCUGAGGUCUGCCGUCAUCGCAACAGCCACCGGUGUUUCUCCUUCUGUUUUUCCACGGACAGUGCUACCCUGGCCACAGCCCUUGCCAGGGAGACGAAGGGUGAAGCUAUCUAUGUUUCUUCUGACAAUGCGAUAGUUCAGGUGCUGAAAUGCUUGAAGCAGGCCCUCAAGCCAGUAGCUGAGGGAGUCUCUCUGGACUGGACUUUGCCCUCUGGCCUGGAGGUUGAGGUGCUGGGAGGCACCCCUCAGUUCAUCUUUCAGAGUCAGCACAUAUUCCUCUAUGCACAGAUCCAUGGAAAGGAACAGAAUAUGAAGGAGGCCAGUGGUGUCAUGACCUUGCAGUUCAACCUGAAUGGCCAGGUUGUCACUCACAAGAUCCAGUUCCCACUAUGCCCACAGGGAAAUGGCCGGAUGGCUGGUCAUCGUCUGGCUGCAAGAUACUUGCUGGAGAAGCUGUUGCCAGAGGUUGCGAGCGGAUCAGGGGAUGAACCAAUGCAGCGUGCCAUUGAAAUCAGUCUCACAUCUGAAAUCAUCUGCCCCUUCACCAGCUAUGUGGGUGUUCGUACAUCACGGAGGGCCCCCUGGUACCAUGGGCCCCUGGCACUGCUGCCACCUCGCCAGUCAUUCAUUCCCUGCAAGAUCCUUUUGCUACACAGCUCCUUCAGUGGCACUUCCUGCUUUCCUAAGACUAUAUGGUACCCACCUAGCUGGCACACUGCACUGCAGGAGUCAUGGAUUGCCAUCAAGCAUCUCACCAAUGGCAUUGCUAACUUAUUCCAGCAUGGGACUCACAAAGAAGCACCUAAACAGACGCCACCAUCAAUUUCCUCUCUCAAGUAUGUAGAUUCAACAAGAUUUGUUUUGUGCUCUACAAUUUCUGGGCCGUGGAUGAGUGAAGCCAUUGCUGAGUGCAGAGACCUGGUGGCACUGCAGAACGUAGAUGGCUCCUGGACCCUCAGCUCAGAUUUAGCUUCUGUGCUACAGGUUGAUGAGGCUGAAAUCAAGGGAAAGAUGCCUGAUGAGGUCAUGGAGCCUAGUUUCUGGGCAACAGUGCUGGCUGUGACCUGGCUGCAGAGACACAACAGGCAUUGCCACGAGAUAUAUGACUUGCUGGAGGCAAAGGCUGUAACCUGGCUGUGCAGCCGAGCUGUGUCUCAGCUGGACAAAUGCCUGGAGGCAAGUAACACCCUCCUCGGGAGCAGUGUGAAUCCAAGCAUCUUUAGGCUAUGAGCUCAACAUCAGCAUAUAGAACAUCAGCAUCUGUGGAACAAAAUAGGGCCACAAAUCAUAGCUUAAAUUUACCUGUCAUGCUGUAACACCACUGCUGCUCCCAACAAGGUUAACAGAUGAAUUCUCAUUAUUUGUGAGAUGUCUCCUACUAGCUGGGCUGCAUCUGCAUCAUGCUUGAGCACAACAGAAAACCUAGUUCACAGCCUCCACUAUGUUUGUUUUAGCUGCAGGUGGGAGUGGAAGGGAAGCAUAACUUUUUUCAUGGAGUAGUGGCCCUUUCCAAAUCCACUUUUGGCAAAAUGGGCUACUGGCCAGCUCACACAUGGCUUCUCUCUUGAUACAGAAUUGCUGUGCACACUAGAAAAGAUGAAUGUUUAGAGGUGUCAACAAAAGGCAUAGUAACCAUAGCUCCCACUGAGAAUGUGCUGCAUCACACUUUCUGCCAUGCAUGUUGGCAAAGUCUCUGGUUCAUCUUCCAAUAAACAGUGAAUUUUCUGCAAGCUACAACAUGUGACAAAGCCUUGAUCUUAGCUGUAGCAGCAUCUGCUCAGACUGAUGGCUGACUUAUUCUAGCUAUAGCAGGAAAGUUUCUGGGUUGUUAAUGAUCUACCUUUAUAGCUUUAACGUUUUCACUCCAUUGCACUAUGUAACUCCAAAAAUAAAUGCUGUUCUUCCUUUAAGACUCAUCUUUUCUGUCUGGAACAGACAAGUGCAAAGCGCAGAGAAACAAUUACGUAUCGUUCCAUCCCUAAAAUGUCAAAGGAGACACUUCCCAAAAUACGGAUUAUUUAUAUACCACAAGGAAAGCUGGAAGUUUCUAAAGCAUUCCAGAGUUUUAGAUUCAGAGCUCAUUUUAUGGAAGGAAAAUCUGAACUUUCUGUUGGUCCUCCUGUGAGGUAAGGGUUUCCAAAAUGAACAGGGAGACAAGGCAUAUGGGGUGAAAAAAGUGACACUCAGACCUGGGUUUUCAUUCCCAGGCACCAGGAAAAUCAUGGCUUUAUCCUGAAGAUUAGAGAAAAGUGCAGUAUUUGCUCAAGAUACUCUGGAGUAUUCUGAUGUAGCCAGUAGAUCCUUACAUACAGGGAACUAGAGGUGAAGAUGUGGUUUAGUUCUGCCCCUGCCUAGAAGUUUUCCCUCCUGAAAGUCUGGAAAGUCAUCACAGCAUACAGUGGGGUAAGCUCUUCUAAUUGUUUUAUGCCUGUUUUCAGCAUCUCCAGACACAGCCCCAGGCUAAAAGAAAUGUGUAUUUGAGUUUGGGUGAAUCAUCUUGAGCAGCUGUCCAUCCCAAGAUUUCUGUGGACCAUCUAGGUGCUCUCCUUAAGCAUUUUCAUUUCUUUAAAAAGAUUCUAAAGUAAUGAGAAAGAUAUAUUAAUGUGCUCAUCUGCAAAGCUGGGAAAACCCUAGGAAGGGAUAUGGGAGACUUUUAUUCCUGAAGCACAGACUUUCCAUUAGCAAGCAGUUUACCACAAGCAUGCACUAGAUGAUGCUCCUUCCCCCAUUCAUCUGCUCAUGCAGCCACUCACUGGUAAUACUGUAAGCAGAGACCCAAAACUACAAGUGAACAUACUCGAUAUCUGCAGUAUCAACUCUUGUUCUGAUUGAAUGGGAAUCCACCACAAUGCAUCAUCAACUGAGGAGGAAAGCGUGAAGCAUUAGCCAGUGAAGAAAGAAACUGUGACUAUAUGAAGUUAUGUGUAUAGUGAUCUUUAACAUAGACCAUGGCAUGUAGGCAUGACAAUCACAAAAGUUCAACACUGCAAACAAGGGCCACGUUUUUCAGAACGGAAAGAGAAGCUGGAGUUUUGAGCUCUGUGUUAAGGAAUGGAUAGAUUGCAAAGAACUGCCUCUAAAAAAAGCAGCCAUAAAUAGGUUGAGAGCUUGUGAGUAAAAAUUAGGGACUAUGCCAAGACAGGACAUCAGGUGGUCACGGCCUGCUAUAGGCUGCCUGAUCAAGAGAAUCCCACUGAUGAGAACUUCUUGCUCCAACUAUAAGCAUCAUCCUCACAGGCUCUCAUCCUGAUGAGGGAUUUCAACUACCUGCAUAUCUGCUGGGAAAGCAACAUGGUGGUCUGCAAACAAUCCAGGAGGCUCCUGGUCCAGGUACGAGAUAAACAAGGAGAACUGUUACUGGACCUGGAGGAGAUACAUUUUCUGUACUCCCUUACUGCAGAGAGCUGGGUAAGGUGGAGAGAAAACGCUGCAGUUCUCAAUCAUACAAUCACAGAAUCAUCAGGCUUAGAAAAAAACUCUAAGAUCACCUACUGCAACCAUCACCCCAUCACCACAAUGCUUCUCUCUGGACAUAAAUACGAAGGGACCUACACAAAAGUAACAGUUGCAGGCAUCUGGAGGAAGGAUGGUUUUUGGACAUCUUCCCAGACAUCUUGCCGCUGCUGUGCUGGACCAGAAAGGAUACCCCAAUGAACAUUCCCAGAGAUGCCCCAAAAACAGACAACUGGCUUGGGAGAGAAGUCCCACGUUCCAUACUGGGCACUGCAGAUAAAGACUGGGAAAACCCACACGCUCAGGUCUCAGCUUUCUGCAGGACUGCUGGGACUUCAGCAUGCCAGGCCCUGUGGCAGGAACACAGAUAAACCCCCACACUGCGUCCUGGCAAACCAAGCCCAACUCCUACCCCCAGCUCAGACAAGGACGCCUAUGGAGACUGGCGGGCUUCUGCGCACGCGCCAGUCAGAAACACCUUUCAGCCAAUCCGGCACGUAGUUAUGCGCAUGCGUAUUAUCUCUAAUAACACCUUAGUUCCGCCCUUUUG